Molecule: messenger RNA, 543 nt
Organism: Venustampulla echinocandica
Lineage: Eukaryota; Fungi; Ascomycota; Leotiomycetes; Helotiales; Pleuroascaceae
Exons: 2
Coding region: 1-543 (180 amino acids)
Source: RefSeq, a predicted model, not a curated record
AUGGCUAUCUCUAACUUGGCGAGUGCAGACUUCAUCAAAGGCACGCUAGAUACCACUGGGAUCACUUUGUUUGGCUACGGCUCAGGCACCAAUGGGGCGCCUGUCUUUGAUGCCAAUGGACUCGCAUAUAUAGGAAAGACUCCUCUCGAUGGUGCUGCCGGUACUCAAACAAACAUAACCGUCACCCCUUCGAGCGAUAUCUCCAAACCCUGGCAAGUUCACGCCAAUUCAAGUACAACAAGUUUCAACAAGAUACUAGAUUUUAACGAUAUAUUAUACAUGUAUAUCAUCCCCAGUUCAGCCAGCUUCGAACAAGUCGGCUUUGCGACAAUCUCUGAUGUUCCGGCCGGUGGUGUCACAACUGGGUUCACUUUGUUUGGAAAAUCUGUUGCAUACGCCGCAAGUGAAUCGAGCUACCAACUUGGGUUCUGGGCACUUGCGACAAACACCACUGGUGUGUAUGGGUUGUACUGGAACGCGGGAACUGCUCUCGAGGGAGCUUUCCCCGUGACAAUAAAGAGCACACCCCCAACAGUUGUUUGA